Molecule: messenger RNA, 901 nt
Organism: Ciona intestinalis (vase tunicate)
Lineage: Eukaryota; Metazoa; Chordata; Ascidiacea; Phlebobranchia; Cionidae
Source: RefSeq, a predicted model, not a curated record
AAUAAUAGUUAAAUGUUUUACAGGUCGACGUCAUAAUGAGAAUAGUAUUAUUGUAUUGUGUCGUCAUAGUUGGAUUAACAAGUGGACAAUUACUUUCCCACCCCCAAGAACAUGAGAGUUGUAACAAGGAAAGAUGCGCAUCGGUCGUUAGUUAUUGUUUAAUUCAAGACAAAUGCGGAUGCGAUCCCCAUGUUAAUUGUUCAUGCUGCGGAGAUUGCGCAAAUUGUCUCGGCGAAGAUUAUUUAAGUUGCUGUGAUUGUGUUGGAAUGCGGAAAGGUCGUAAUUACACGGCAAUCCUUCCCCCAACUAUGUUAAGCACCGUCGGCCAUCUUGAUGAACCUGAACCUCGCUUAUUCGCCGCCCUUACUGACCAACCAAUGCCUGCGCUCCGCUACACCAUCAUGCGGUUCCUGUCAUUGAAGAACUUGCCGCACACCGCAGUAGAGAGCUAUACGAACAUACGGAAGGUUAGCGUUUUAAUUCAUUACUUGCUUGGUUUGACUUUAUUCAUGUUAGGCCAACCGUUGGAGGGCGCUGAAGAUCGACCAUCGUACUGGGAAGGUGUGGGUUUAGUUCUUCGUCGAAACUAUGACUUUGACAUAUCGGACGAGUCACUCGUGUGCACAGUGGUUUACUUUGACCAAUGUAUGGCCUUACACGAUUGUAGGAUGAGUUGCAGUUCAACUGGUGCUUUGUCUUACCGUUGGUUCCAUAAUGGUUGUUGUCAGUGCGUUGGUUUCAAUUGUUUAAACUACGGAAGCACGCAACCACAGUGUACAGACUGCAUGCGAUGACGUCAUUUAACGUCAUAAACCCCAAACGAACAGCAAGGUGACGUCAUAAUGGACAUUAUGCAAACGACGUUCCGCUAAAUAAACCAUUGUUCAUAAAUGACGUCAUA